UAUGUAUCAAGAAUUAAAGCAUGAUUAUUUAAAAUUCGUUUUGCAGAAAAUAAAAUUAUAAAUAAAAAAGGUGCACCGGAACAUAUAUAUUUCUGUUGAAUUUUGUUUGGGGAUGAUUAUGGAAGGGUUAGCAAGCAGAUCAGAGUUGCGGAAAGAGCUAGAGAGAGAACGCCGCCGUUUAAGGGACCGGCAAAGAAGGCAGUCUAUGAGCCAUGAGGAGAGAGAGAAGCACCUCGCUAGACGCCGAAGAAACUAUCAAUUGCGGAGACAGAGAGCUGAAACCGCUCGGUUAUACACCCCUCCACCUCCCAUUCAAUUUCAAGAAACGAAAAGCAUUUCAACAAUUCACUCGCCAUUAAACAAUUUUGUUUCAAGUUCAAGUCCUCAGUUUAAUGCUGCUGCUGUUGUGGAUCCCCAUCGUGGACAUGAAAGACUAAUGCUGGAAACGAGAAGCUCCCAGAGUUUGGAAAUCCCUGUUCAUAAGUUAGCUAUUCUGCCCGGAAAGGUACGCUUGAAUCGCAUAAAACAUCUGGCCCGAGCAAUUAAUUACCCUGUUUGUAACGGGGUUGCAAUUGGAGGGAUGAUGAAAGAAAACAGAACUUCCAAAUGUUUAGUAUCGAAAAGAUUACGAUUAAGCCGUAUUAAACGCAUCGCUCGGUCAGUAAAUCUUAUUGUGCGUGGGACUUCUAGUCAAAACCAUCAAAGCAUAACAAAAGGGUGAACAUCUCUGUUGUACCCCUGAAGACAGACAGCCUUUUCAAUGAGUUGCACAAAUUUGUUU
Messenger RNA from Hibiscus syriacus, 781 nucleotides. RefSeq lists its product as uncharacterized. Bases 113 to 721 code for a protein of 202 amino acids. Lineage: Eukaryota; Viridiplantae; Streptophyta; Magnoliopsida; Malvales; Malvaceae. The transcript has 4 exons. The record is from RefSeq and is a predicted model, not a curated record. Gene Ontology annotation, molecular function: DNA-binding transcription factor activity. Gene Ontology annotation, biological process: regulation of DNA-templated transcription.